Dama dama (fallow deer) is the source of this 765-nucleotide messenger RNA. Its product is annotated as transmembrane protein 202-like. The transcript is spliced from 3 exons. Lineage: Eukaryota; Metazoa; Chordata; Mammalia; Artiodactyla; Cervidae. The record is from RefSeq and is a predicted model, not a curated record. The coding region runs from base 214 to 765 and encodes 183 amino acids.
UGGAAGGCUGGCCUCCCGCCUGGGUCGAGGGAGGAGGGGCCUGGAGGCCCGGGCUCGCCUGGGAACUUGGAUUCUUGGUAUGGUUGGCGAUUUGAGGAGUGUCUUGCAACUGACAUGAUUGGAAAAGUUUUUUUUUUUUAAACGUAUGAAAUGAAACCUCUACUUCAAUCCUCCUAGUGCAUACAGUCGGCAGUGUCAACAGUUCUCAUCCACAUGAGCAUGGGCUUCAUGAUCCUGGCCAUGAUCCUGUCUCUAGUCCUCCUCUUGGCCAUGGGCUUCUCCUUCCGGCCAGCGCUCCGCCGUCUUAACAAGACUGACCUCGUCUUCAGUACCCUCAGCUCCUUCACUGCCAACUGCGAGAUGCUCCAACCCAGGCCACACAUAUCCUACCUGGUGACCACCUACCUGAGCUGGGGUGCCGGCGCCUUGAUGCUGUGGGCCGGUGAGGGCGGGGUCUCGGCGGGGCAGGGGGUGGGGCUCGGGGCGAGCGUAGCAGGCAGGGCCUUGGACCGGACUGGGGUGGACCCCACGGGAGGUCAGCCUACAGGGACGGGCCGGGGCCUAGGGGGCCAUCUAGCACCCCCACUCCCGCCCCCAGGAAUCCUGAGCUACUUAAACUACAUGGGCAUGUGGGGCAAAGGGACGCCCUCCAUGGAACGGCGGAUGAGCUACCGCCGGUGGGCCUCGCUGCAGAGCACCCGGAAGUCCAUAUCCGAACCGUCGUCGGAUGCAGGGUCCAAGCACACCGAAGACCUGUCUGUUUAA